Cylicostephanus goldi is the source of this 492-nucleotide messenger RNA. The record is from the annotation of a GenBank genome assembly. Lineage: Eukaryota; Metazoa; Nematoda; Chromadorea; Rhabditida; Strongylidae.
AUGCCGCUUCGCUCGCUCAUGCUCAGUAUCAGGAGUCUUUCAGCUCGAGGAGCUUCGACCUUCAGUCCUAAUAAGUUUGGUUCUUUGCAACGAAGUGACAUUCCUAUAGAACGGCUCGUCGUGCCCAAACCGGAGAAGACAAAAGACUUCGCAAAAGAAAAGGAUUUCACUGUCUCCAGAAGGAAGAUAAAGGAGCUCAAAAUUCCUGUCGGUAUAUCGAAAACAGAGCGAGAGCGAUUGGAAAAAAUGCAGUCCAAGGAAACGCCGCCUCCAAGUCAUUUGUGCUUGAUUCAAUGUUCUAAGCCAGAAUUCAACCUUCUGGAAUGCAAACCGGGUGUCAGUCAUUCUUUAUGCAGUACAUAUUGGGAGAAGAACAAGCACAGCGACGAGUGGUUCAUCAUCAGACGAAAGACAAAGGAGUCUAUAAGUCAGUUUGCUACUGAGGAAAAUGCAUGGGAACAUUAUGUACCGGAUCGUCUCGACCCGCUUAUA